Thalassophryne amazonica is the source of this 1428-nucleotide messenger RNA. Its product is annotated as DNA repair protein XRCC3-like. Gene Ontology annotation, biological process: t-circle formation; telomere maintenance via recombination; resolution of mitotic recombination intermediates. The record is from RefSeq and is a predicted model, not a curated record. The transcript is spliced from 6 exons. Gene Ontology annotation, molecular function: ATP binding; ATP hydrolysis activity; ATP-dependent DNA damage sensor activity. NCBI's taxonomy places the organism in Eukaryota, Metazoa, Chordata, Actinopteri, Batrachoidiformes, Batrachoididae. Gene Ontology annotation, cellular component: replication fork; Rad51C-XRCC3 complex. Bases 93 to 1034 code for a protein of 313 amino acids.
GGGAUCGUCCAUGUUUUCUGUCGAGGAGUUAAGUUUUUUGUUCGUUUGUUUUAAGCAAGUUUAAAAUCAAUAAAAGUAAUAAAAAAUAAUUAAUGCAACGUUUUAGGUUCGAUGCUCAGCAGGAGGAUGUUCGCAACAACGACAUGGAUCAGGUGGAGCUUUGUUCGAGAAUCAGCACAGCUCUUAAAACAGCUCUGCAGCUACAGCGUGCUCUCCGCCCGGCUGACGCUCACAGGCUGAGCAUGGCGUGUCCUGUGCUGGAUGACUUGUUGAGGGGGGGGCUUCCACUUCAGGGUAUUACAGAGCUGUCGGGAGAAAGCGGGGUGGGAAAAACCCAGCUGGCUCUGCAGCUCUGCCUGUCUGUCCAGUACCCGCCAGAGCAUGGAGGCUUAAACUCUGGUGCCGUCUACAUCUGUACUGAGGACGCGUUUCCUGUCAGGCGUCUCCAGCAGCUGGUUGAGGAGCAGCACCACCUUCGACUCGAUGCCCCGCCGGCGUUGAUCAGCAGCCGGCACUUCACUGACCAUAUCUACAUCGAGCACGCUGCUGACCUGGGUGCAUUACAGACAUGCAUCGCACAGCGUGUGCGCCUCCUACUGGCAAGAGGCGUGGUUCGUCUGGUGGUGGUCGACUCUGCGGCAGCUCUUUUCAGGGCGGAGUUCCGGCCUGAUGAUUGGCUGGAGAGGACUCGUCAGCUGCAGGGCUUUGCUGCCACGCUGCACCACCUCAGCCACGAGUUCACAACACCCAUCCUGUGUAUCAACCAGGUUGUGGAUGUUUUCAGCAGCUCAGACGACAGUUUGGGCCCCAUCAGUUCGAAGGCGGUGCCGGCUCUGGGUCUGGCCUGGGCUAAUCAGGUGAUGGUGCGGCUGAUGAUGCAGCGUCUGCCAGCAACAGUUGUUCAGGCUGACCAGAGUAGCGCCCUCCGCAGGCUGGAUGUGAUCUUUGCUCCUCACCUUGCCCGAUCAAGUCAGGACGCUGCCGUGUGGCGUGAAGGCGUCCGCGGCUUCAUACACCAAAAGUGUGUGAGAUAACAUGCCAAGACUGACUGACUUUCACAAUAAAAUCAUUCUGUAGCCAGAGCAUAGGGAGGAUUUGUGGCCUGAGUUACUGAAGACUUUUGUUGAUAUAAUUUCUCUUGUCACCUUUUGAAGAUGGUUCCUCCUCCAGCAGGUCCUCCUACAACUUCAGCCUGUACUGGAUCCACAUUUGGUUGAUGUAUUUUUAACUGCUUAAAGAUUAUGUCUCCAUCAUGGGGAUGGACCAAAGCCUGUAACUGUUUUGGUGGCUCCGUGCACAGUCCCUGUGUUUGAUACAUAUUUUCCCUCCAGCACCAAACUCGUGUGUCCUUAGGAAUGAUGGAGAUGAAGUUGACUCCAUCCUGUCUGUUCCAAAAAAUAAACACUGCAAAUGUUUGGGGUUUUUUAA